This is a messenger RNA of Schizophyllum commune H4-8, 640 nucleotides long. RefSeq lists its product as uncharacterized. Bases 52 to 306 code for a protein of 84 amino acids. The record is from RefSeq and is a predicted model, not a curated record. Lineage: Eukaryota; Fungi; Basidiomycota; Agaricomycetes; Agaricales; Schizophyllaceae. The transcript has a single exon.
CUUCCUCGGCAUGUUACCGAGGUCGUCGAACACGACGACGACGUUGCUCGGAUGCCGGACCGACUGGCCGGGCUGGUCAUCCGGCGCGCUCGAUCAGCGCGUUUCUUGACCUUCGACCACCACCGCGCCGCCUCCGUUUCCCCCUCUGCGGUCUCCCUCCCUUCCCCAUAUCCGCUUUACCACCAACCACGUUGCGCAGGCAAAGAAGCGCCUUUCCCCCCGCCGAUCGCGCUGCCAAAGACAACACCGGCUUUUGAUCAAAGGCCAACGCCUCAGCAUGCGAGGAGGAGGUCAGCGGGUGCGUGAACACGCCCCGCAUAUCUAUUUCUACUAACUAAAACUAUUUACUUGAUAAAUGGGAGCCGGGGAGGGAGGACGCGCGGGCUGCGCAACGGCGAGAAGAGCGGGGCCGAAUAAGGCCCCCUCUCUGGCAUUUUCGCCCUCAGACAUGGUCUGAGGGCGCGGCGAGUUCGCCUAGGACGCGUUAUGCGUCCUGGGCAACUCGCCGAUGGCUCCUGCGCCGCCUCUUCCCCCCUGCAUGCGUUGUACAGCGCGUUCUCCCUCCACCCCAUCGUCACCCCUCUCCCCCCACCCCUCACGCGAGAUCGCCGUGAAGGCAAUCCCGCGCGUCGCUAGCGGC